Molecule: messenger RNA, 927 nt
Organism: Dioszegia hungarica
Lineage: Eukaryota; Fungi; Basidiomycota; Tremellomycetes; Tremellales; Bulleribasidiaceae
Product: Alpha/Beta hydrolase protein
Exons: 7
Coding region: 1-927 (308 amino acids)
Source: RefSeq, a predicted model, not a curated record
AUGUGCGCUGCUCCGGUACUCGAAGGAACGAACUACCCUUCUCUGACUAGCGGACACCCGGAAAGCAGCUGUACCGAUAUCCUCAUCGUUGGGCUGCACGUUAAGGUGUACGGUCUGGAUGAGAUCAAGGGGAGCAAGCUGCCCAUCGCGGCUGUAGUCGCAACACAUGGGAGGUGUAACAAGAAGGAGCAAAUGGCAUACUUUGCGCAUGGCCUGCUGGGUGCUGCUGUUGAUGCGGGCAAGGGCAAAUCGCGGAGAAGAGAUGUCAUCGUCGUAACUAUGGAUCAGCGAAAUCAUGGUUCUCGCUUGAAGGAUAAGAAGGCGAACCUGUCGUACGACGAAAACGAGCAUCAUCUCAUUGAUAUGGCCGCUUGCAUCACUGGCGGAUGCCACGACGUGUCGCUGCUCAUGGACUUUCUCGCUGCAUAUCUCUUCCCAGAUGGAGAGAGGGUCAUUGACGAGUUUAUACCGACUGGUAUAUCACUGGGAGGUAACCUGACCUGGCGUCUUCUCCGAGAAGAACCUCGCAUACGUAUCGCCAUACCCAUCAUCGGCCUUCCCUUCUCCUCUUUCGGCCCUUAUCUCCGCGCCCGAGCCGAAGCGAUGGGUCUGACAUGGGCACCACCCCUCGCGCCUCCGUCAAUCCAACAUCUGACCGACGUACCCCUCGAAGCGGAGCGAUACACCGGCAAGAAGAUCUUGUCGAUACAUGGUGCGGCAGAUGAGCUCGUUCCGAUCCGGCAGGGCCAGAAGGAUCUGGAUGGGAUUAAGGCGUUAAUUGGGGACGGGCUGGAGGUUUGGGUGGUAGAUGGAGUAGGACAUGCGGUGACGGCGGAGAUGGCGAAGCGGACGGGAGAAUGGGUGUGGAGAUGGGCAUUGAGCGAGCAGUCAGAGCAGGGCGUGGAAGAGACGAAGUCGCGCUACUGA